Choloepus didactylus (southern two-toed sloth) is the source of this 2749-nucleotide messenger RNA. RefSeq names its product transmembrane protein 62 (gene TMEM62). Lineage: Eukaryota; Metazoa; Chordata; Mammalia; Pilosa; Megalonychidae. The coding region runs from base 258 to 2189 and encodes 643 amino acids. The record is from RefSeq and is a predicted model, not a curated record. Gene Ontology annotation, molecular function: hydrolase activity. The transcript is spliced from 14 exons.
GGUCUCCGUUUUCUUUUCUUCUUCCGCUUUACAUUUGCAAACAGAGCCCAGAGACGCUGGCGGCCGGAGAGGGGCAGGUGUCGGGAGAGACUCAGGUGCCAGCUGCGACGGACUAGCGCGGCGCCUCCGGCCCUGGCCCGCUGCGUCGCCUUUGUCGCUGCCUCCUCCCGCUCGUGUCCCGCGACCAUAGAGUUCGGAAGUGCGACCAGAGUGGCUCCCGGCUGCCUGCGAGGGCCGCGCCUUGGUGGGCGGUCGGGAUGGCCGCAGCGCUAGCGCUGAGGGUGGUCGCGGGGCUGGCGGCCGCGGCGCUGGUGGCAGUGCUCUUGGAGCACUAUGGCUUGGCUGGCCCGUCCUCGCCGCUGCCCCAGCCCCGCGCCCCCCGGAGCUGGCACCCAGCGCCGGGCCCUGGAGACAGCAACAUCUUCUGGGGCCUGCAGAUAUCCGAUCUUCACGUGAGCAGGUUUCAGGAUCGAGACAGAGCGGUAGAUUUAGAGAAGUUCUGUUCUGAAAAUAUUGACAUCAUUCAACCAGCCCUCGUCUUAGUAACAGGAGACCUGACAGAUGCCAAAACAAAGGACAAGCUGGGAUCCAGGCAGCAUGAGGUAGAAUGGCAAACUUACCAGGGUAUUCUAAAGAAGACAAGGGUCCUGGAAAAAACCAAAUGGCUGGAUAUCAGAGGAAAUCAUGAUGCAUUCAAUAUCCCAAGUCUGGAGAGUGUUGAGAAUUAUUACAGGAAAUAUUCUGCUGUACGUAGGGAUGGCUCUUUCCAUUAUGUCCACCGUACUCCCUUUGGCAACUAUUCUUUCAUCUCUGUGGAUGCCACUCUCAAUCCAGGACCUAAGAGACCCUAUAAUUUCUUUGGAAUUUUAAAUGAGAAACGGAUGGAAGAGCUUUUAUUACUGGCCCAGGAAAGUAGUCGGAGCAACCAUACUAUAUGGUUUGGACAUUUUACAACAUCCACUAUCCUUUCUCCAUCACCAGGCAUUCGGUCAAUAAUGAGUUCGGCUACAGCUUAUUUGUGUGGGCACCUCCAUACACUUGGUGGAUUGAUGCCUGUUUUGCAUACUCGUCACUUCCAGGGCACUUUGGAACUUGAGGUGGGAGACUGGAAGGAUAACAGAAGGUACCGGAUCUUUGCUUUUGAUCAUGACCUCUUUAGCUUUGCAGAUUUGGUCUUUGGCAAGUGGCCUGUGGUUCUUGUCACCAACCCUAAAUCACUCCUCUAUAGUUGCACUAAACAUGAACCACUAGAAAGACUCCUUCACUCAACACACAUCAGAGUCUUGGCCUUUUCCUUAUCCUCCAUUACUUCUGUCAUAGUUAAGAUUGAUGGAGUUCAUUUAGGACAGGCUAUUCAUUUGUCUGGUCCUAUUUUCAUAUUGAAGUGGAACCCCAGAAACUACAGUGAUGGGACACAUAACAUAGAAGUAAUUGUCCAGGAUUCUGCUGGAAGAAGUAAGACUGUUCAUCACAUAUUUUCCAUUCAAGAGGAUAUUCAUCUCAGAUUUGAUCCCCUGGCAUCAUUUAUUCUCCUUACUGAUUUCUAUAUUGUGGCCCGGGUCCUCUUUUUGCUGAUUGUACUGAUCCAGAUCACCAUUCUUAUUACUUUUAGGUAUCGAGGACAUCCAAAGCUUAAAGGAUCUCCAGGAUUUGUAAAUCUGACUUUGUUUUCCCUUCAUGUUUUGAGCAAAAUAAACAUCUUCUACUAUUUUGUGUUAUUGCUGACACUGUAUACAGUGCUGGGACCAUGGUUUGUUGGUGAAAUCACUAAAGGCAAAUUGGGCUGCCUCUUUUCCUUUGGGAUCUUUGUUGAUGGGCAUUUCCUACAAGGCAGCUUAACAUUUAUAGUUGGAAUUCUUCAGCUGGCGUUUUUUAACAUUCCUUUGAUGGCUUACCUGUGUUGGAGCUUAUUGCAACGGUGCUUUGGUCACAACUUCAGAUCUCAUCUCCACCAAGAUAAAUACUUGAAAAUUAUACCUGUUCACCUACUUAUGCUACUGCUGUACAUCUGGCAGGCUUAUUCCUGCUACUUUCUUCAUGUGACAUAUGGCACCCUAGCUUUUUUCUUCUCCCCUUUGUGGACCUGGUUGACACUGCUGACACCUGUUCUCAUUCGUCGUGUGUGGAUACUGAACUCCACUGAGCUUGGAAACUUUGUGGUGCUGUUAAAAAGCCACCUGAGCUUCUGAUGGCUAUAUCUUACCACUGGCAGCUGGACCAAGCUCUGGUUUCCGUCCCUCUAAUGCAGGACCCUGCACCAGCAGCAGGUAGAAGUCCAGUUGGUGGGAAAACUUCAGGGAGCUGCUGCUCCUUGGAUAUCCAGAGUUGGAGGGAUUACCCACUACUGAUUCCUGCAGAAUGGACUAGAGACAAGUCUGUAAAUAAUGCGUGAUUCCUUCAUUCUCCAAGGAGGCCAAGGGUUGAUUUACCUUUGUGAAGAGAAAGCCCUUAUCCAGGAGAUGCAUUGCAGGGUUGGGUGUGUGGGAGUGUCUGAGGCCCAGCGUGUUUUUUGGAUUAUCUCAUUUAAAACACCUGGCACAGAGCCUGGCACUCAAAAACUGGCAAGGGUGCCAUUUUAGGGGCAGUGAACCAGUGUGGACUUGGGCCCCAUUCUAACUAUCAGUUGAGAAAUUAGCUCCCAGUCCUAUUUGCCCUCAGGGUUAUAGACUCUCUGCUUCCUCAGUCGGGGGUGUUUUCAACUAAUCAAAUAAAUGAAUGAAUGAAUGAGUAAGCAAUAUCCUGGUUUCUG